CAGCGGCGCGGCUCCGCCCCUUGCAGAAAUCCCCUCGGCAGAGGGCGUAUAUCCAGCGCCGCCGCCCGCCGCCGCUCUCACUCGGGUGCUGCCUGCCGCCGCUGCUGCUGCUGCCACUGAGCCUGGGACUUGGGUCGCUUGUGAAGGAGCCGAGGGGGAUUUAGCGCUGCGCUUCCUGAGCUAGCGGAGGCCGAGCCAUGUUCCAGCCCAGCUACAGCCCGGCUGGCCGCUGGGACGCAGCCAUGGAGAACCGCGCCGAGUCGCUGAAGAAGGAGCGGCAGCUCGGCUUGCUGCAGGACGACCGGCACGACAGCGGGCUGGACUCCAUGAAGGAGGAGGAGUACGAGCUGCUGGUGAAGGAGCUGACGGACAUCAGGCUCCAGCCCCCGGAGGAGCGGGGGGCGCCGCACCAGCCGGCCGAGCCUUGGCAACAGCAAGUGACUGAGGACGGAGACACAUUUCUCCACUUGGCAAUUAUUCACGAAGAAAAGGCCUGGAGCGUGGAAGUCAUUCGCCAGGCAACUGCCAAUCCUGCCUUCCUGAACUUUCAGAAUAACCUAAACCAGACGCCACUUCACCUGGCAGUAAUCACAGAUCAGGCUGAAAUUGCUGAGAUUCUUCUCAAGGCCGGAUGUGACCCAGAGAUCAGAGACUUCCGAGGAAAUACACCACUUCAUAUUGCCUGUGAGCAGGGCUCUGUCAGAGCUGUCAGCGUCCUCACUCAGUACUGCCAGCAGCACCACCUAGAUUCAGUCCUACGGUCUGCCAACUACAAUGGACACACAUGUCUCCAUUUGGCAUCUAUUCAGGGGUAUCUGGUUAUAGUAGAAUAUUUGCUGUCCUUGGGAGCAGAUGUCAAUGCUCAGGAGCCUUGUAAUGGCAGAACUGCCCUCCACUUAGCUGUAGACCUGCAGAAUUCAGAACUGGUGUCGCUUCUGGUAAAACAUGGGGCUGAUGUGAACAAAGUGACCUACCAGGGCUAUUCUCCAUACCAGCUCACGUGGGGAAGAAACAGCUUCAGCAUACAGGAACAGCUGAAGCACUUAACCACGGCUGACCUACAAAUGCUACCAGAAAGUGAGGAUGAGGAGAGCUGUGAAUCAGAAUCAGAAUUCACAGAGGAUGAAAUAAUGUAUGAUGACUGUGUUAUUGGAGGACGACAGCUGGCAUUUUGAAGAAGAGGUUUCUCUUAAAGGACAUGACUAUAAAUAUGUAUAGGAAGCUGACUUAUUUUCUUUAAAAAAAUGAUAAAAUGUGAAAAAAAUGUUGAAAUACUACACUGCACAUCAUGGACUACAUCAUUAUAACAGCAGGUUUCACAUUCUGACCCGUACUUUUACUAAUGGGAGUUGGAUGUGUCACGUCAGUAGAAAUCUAUGUUUAUUUGUGCCAGUUACGGAUUAACUGGUUGUCAAAAUGUAUGAACAGUAUGAGGACAACAGACUACUGGAUCCACCUGAAUAUUCAUUUUGGCUACAAGACUGUAUCUGAGAGAUGACUAGUGAGUUUUUCUGUGGAGUUGCUUCCCCCUACGUAGCUGGACAGGUUCACACGAGUAUCCUAUCUGCUGGAAGAAAUUGCAUAGAUUUCUGUUGGGCUGAUUGUAAUCACUCCUAAUGACUGACCUCAGCUGCUCUUUGUACUGUAGAGGAAUUGAAACAAAAGAAUGACCUCUUGGCUUUUAUGGGAAAGGUAGCAAUAAUGUUAACUCUCUGCAUUGGAAACAGUGUAUUUCCCUAUGUAUGUGGCAUGAUUGCUAAACUUUUAGCAGUUGUAUAUAUUGUAUAUUUUGUUUAUAAUUAUUUUGAUACCUGAGAUGUAUAUUUAUUAAAAAAAAUGUCAAGUC
Mauremys reevesii (Reeves's turtle) is the source of this 1846-nucleotide messenger RNA. RefSeq names its product NFKB inhibitor alpha (gene NFKBIA). The transcript has 6 exons. Lineage: Eukaryota; Metazoa; Chordata; Testudines; Geoemydidae. The coding region runs from base 198 to 1175 and encodes 325 amino acids. The record is from RefSeq and is a predicted model, not a curated record. Gene Ontology annotation, molecular function: protein binding.